AUGUCCUUUCCACCUGAGGAGAGUAUUAUUGCAACAAGGCAAAGAAGAAGCAAUGCUGGCUCAAGACUUCGGGCUUUAAUCCAAACCGAAGAGUUUUUAAAUGAGAAUGAUGACGAUGAAAACGUAAAUUUAUUAUUUCAGGAAGACGAAGAGGAUGAAGACUUUGAUUUGUCUGAUUCUUCUGAUAAAUCAAAUGGAGACGAGAGCAAUUCUAUUGAUGAGGUUAAAGCAUUUGUUUCUAGGCACUCUAAAAAACGUUCUCGCGAGGCUGAAAAUUCUGAUGUUCAAGAUGAUUACUUUUCCGAUUCCGGUUCAGAUGAAGUAGAUGAAGAUGAAAACGCUGGUGAAAAGGAACUAGAAAGACAGGAAAAAAUUCGCAAAAGAAAAUUAAGAAAGAAAAAUCAAAUACCGAAGAUAAUAAAGAGAAAUGUACCAAAAAUAGACAUACAAAGCGCCAAAACAAUUCAAAAUCAAUUCAAACUUUCAGAUGCCUUACUAUCUUCAGACCGUAGAUCAUCCACCAGAAAACAAUCUGUACAAAAUAAGCUAGAAUUGUUGAAUAGAAUAAAGGAGUCCGAAGUUCGUCGUGAAAAAAUAUUAAAGGCCAAUGCACUACUUCCCAAAAAGAAAGUGCACAUAUUAACUCAAGACGAGCUAUUGCUUGAGGCUCAGGAAACAGAAAAACAAAACAUUUUAUCUUUGAAUAGGCUUAAAGAACAGGAAUAUUUUAAAAAACAAAAAAGAAUACAAAUGCAACAAGCUAAAAGGAAAAUUCUAAAAAAUGUUAUUACAUUCAAAAGCACUCAAUAUUUUUACACUCCAAAUGACGAAGUAGAAGAAUUUAAUAAACUUGAAAAGAUAAGAAAAAAAAAAGAGCGUAGAGGAAAAAAAAGUGACAAAAGCAAGAUUGAAGACAAGGAUAAGGUCAAAUUUCAACAAUUGUAUACAAAAACACAAGAGAAAGACAAGCCAACUGAAAACGGAAUAAUUGUGGAAAAAAGCAAUCUGAAGAUUAAACAAAAUAACCUUCAAGUUUGUGGAACACCGCAAAAUGAAGUUUCAAAUAAAAAUUCUUCUAUAAACACAAAUAUAACCAAACAAGAAACUAAUUUAGAAAAUAAUGCAAACAUACAAAACAAAAUUGUUGAAGAAAAGCCUUCAAAACUCAAAGAUCUUGAAAAUGAGGAAAAUAAAAAGGAAGGAAAUGAAGUAAUAACUGUUUCUCAAAAAAUCAAUGACGACGACCCACAAAAAAAUAAAGAGAAGGUCAUAGAUAUGAUUUGCAAAGAGAAUAUUGAAAAGAAGGAACCAAUUGACAUUAGUUCAAUUGAAAAUAAUAAUAAAAGCAAUUUAGAUAUUCUGAAAGUUGAAAAUGCUAAAAAAGCCCUUGAAGGCAUCGAAUCUACAGAUAAAAGUAAAUUAGAACGGAAUGCCAGAGAGAAAGUAAAAAAAGUUUAUUCUAAAGGUCAAAAUUUAGAGAAAUCAGUAAAAGUAAAUAGCUUUGAAAUGAGCAGGACUGAAGAUUCAACAGAUAAGGAAAAGCUGACUUUGAAAAAUGUUUCAAAUGAUGAAAUGGAUUUGAAAAAUUCAAUUCUUAUUUCACACACAAAACUUCAAACAAUUCCAGAAAAUAGUAUGAAUGAAAAAGAUAUGUCACAGAAAAAAUCUGAUAAACAGGAAAAUGAAAUUUCUUUGAAAAGCAAAGAUCUAAAUCAUGAAAAUAGUAGUAAUAAUAAAAGGUUUAAUGAUCCCUUAGCUUCUGUAGCUGAUGAAGGUGAUGAGCAAGUAGAUACAAAAUUGAAAAAAGUCACUUUUGCGGAUGUUGAUAAUGUUAAAGAUUUUAAAGAAAGCUCAUUAAUACUGGUUGACUUUCUGAAAACCUCUUCUCCAUUGACAGAAAAUAAAGAUGAGAAACUUGUCUAUGAAGGUCCUUCAUUUAAAACUAUAAGAAAUUUUGUACUUUUUUCGAAUUUUGAUGAUGUUUCGGUUUAUUCAAAACAGGCAAAAAUACAUGAAAUCAUGUUUAACCUCAAUAUAAAUUCAAGCAGGAGGCAAUUUGACCCAAAAAACUUGCAAACUAUUAUUCACAUCAAAAAUGAUUUUGUUAAGACAAUUCAUCAUGCUCCUUUUGAAGAAUUAAAGGCUCAAGAAUUGGAAAUACUUGAAGCAUUGCCAAGGUUUGGUGGUGAUGACGAGCAAUCUAACAAAAAAGUUAAGAAGAAAAAUCAAAACCCCGAUUUGGAAAAGAAGGUUGAAAUUACAACCAAAGCUCCUACUGGUAUUUACUUUUCAAAUGGUAAAAAGAAAAUCUGUCAGAUCUCAGGGGAAGAGGCAUUGUAUUUUGAGCCAAAAUCAGGAAUUCCCUAUGGGAGCGUUGAGGCAUACAAGUUUUUAGAGUUGAUUCAAAGUGGCGAGAUUUAUUGGAGUGGCAUGGGAGUGGAGGAAAGAAAUAUUGGUGUUUAUAUUUGUUCAGAUAGCUGUUUGGCUCCAGCAAAAGGAGUUCCAAAAGAGUUCUAUGACUAA
Messenger RNA from Ascoidea rubescens DSM 1968, 2523 nucleotides. RefSeq names its product Vps72p (gene VPS72). Bases 1 to 2523 code for a protein of 840 amino acids. The transcript has a single exon. Lineage: Eukaryota; Fungi; Ascomycota; Saccharomycetes; Ascoideales; Ascoideaceae. Gene Ontology annotation, molecular function: ATP-dependent H2AZ histone chaperone activity. Gene Ontology annotation, biological process: chromatin remodeling; regulation of DNA-templated transcription. The record is from RefSeq and is a predicted model, not a curated record. Gene Ontology annotation, cellular component: nucleus.